UAUAAUUCAGAUCCAAUAUAUUAAUUGUUACAUUUAAACAACUACUACCUAGCUACCAAGUAGGCAUACCAAUAUUCAUAGAAACUCAAUGUAUUAAAUAUUCUUCUACGACAUUUUUCAAAUUUCAUGUAUAUAAAUAUGUCAUAUGUAUACCUUGGUUACUCAAAUCAAAUAAAGUUGAUACAAUGGAUUUUCUUAGGAUUUUGGUAAUACUAUACACAAUAAUAUGCCUAUGGAUAUUUCUUCAUCUCUUUGGAUACUACAAAAGAUCAUCAUCGAAGCUUCCACCGGGUCCUUUCCCUCUUCCGAUCAUAGGCAACCUUCUCCUACUCGGACGAAACCCCCACCGCUCUCUGGCGAAGCUAUCAAAGACUUACGGCCCUAUAAUGUAUCUCAAACUCGGAACCGUACAAACAAUUGUGGCAUCUUCACCAGAAAUGGCAAAACAAAUUCUACAUAAACACGAUCAGAUUUGUUCCAAUCGGAUGGUACCUGACACGGCCCAUGUAGCAAACCACCACACGAGCGCUUUAUCCUGGCUGCCGGUGGGAAACAAAUGGCGUACACUUCGUAAAAUCUGCAAAGAGCACAUGUUUACGGUGCAUAAGCUCCAAUUGAGUGAAAGCCUCCGCCAAGAAAAGCUGCAGCAGUUGCGUGAUUACUUGCACGAAUGUUGCAGUAAUACACGAGUUGUUGAUAUUGGGGAGGUUGCGUUUGUGACCUCCCUUAAUUUGAUUUCGACAACUCUCUUUUCUAUUGAUUUUGCUCACUUCGACUCUGAUUCUGCUCAAGAGAUGAAGGGUACUAUAAAUGGGCUGAUGAAGAUUUUCGGCACCCCUAACCUUGCUGAUUACUUCCCGAUUCUUAAGCGGAUCGACCCACAAGGCCUUAAACGCGAAUCAAAAGCUUAUUUUGGGAAGAUGCUAGCGAUAUUCGAUCAAAUAAUUAGUGAAAGGUUGCGGUCAAGGGGCGUGUCCUCCUCUGAUUCUCCUAGGAAGAAUGAUUUACUUCAAGUACUUCUCGAUCUCAAUCAAGAACGCGAUUCUGACUUGAGCCACGAUGAGAUAAUACAUUUGCUUGUGGUCUUAAUUCUUGGUGGAGCAGAUACGAGCGCAGAUACCGUCGAAUGGGCAAUGACAGAACUAUUAAGAAACCCUGAAAUAAUGUCGAAAGCAAAGGAUAAGCUAAGAAAUGUGAUUGGAGAAAAUAAACAAGUUGAGGAAUCCGAUAUCUCAAAACUCCCUUAUUUACGUGCACUGAUUAAAGAGACCUUUAGAUUUCACCCGGUCGGCCCGUUUUUAAUCCCCCACAAGGCAAAUGCUAACGUAGAAAUGAACGGUUACGUUGUCCCCAAAGAUGCUCAAAUACUUGUGAAUAUAUGGGCAAUGGGAAGAGACCCAAGUAUAUGGUCAAAUGCAGAUAUGUUUGAGCCUGAACGAUUUUUAGACAACAAAAUCGACUACAAGGGUCAUGAUUUUGAGUUCAUUCCCUUCGGUUCGGGAAGGAGAAUAUGCCCCGGGAUGCCAUUGGCGCACAUUAUGGUGCAUCUAAUGAUGGCAUCUUUGAUUCAUAACUUUGAAUGGAAACUUGAACCAGGGACGAAACCUGAGGACCUCGAUUUGAAUGAGAUGUUCGGGCUUUCACUUCAUAAGGCAGUACCGCUUAAGGCUUUUCCUAUCAAGUAACCAUGAAUCGUAAAAAAUAAAUGCCCUUUUCAUUUGAUAUACGCAAUUGUUUUUAUUGGUUUUUUUCUUUUGUUGAGUAAAUUACCAAAAAUCAAUAAACCAAAAAAUCCCCCAAAUAUUUAUAUUUAUGGUUGGAUAUUCGUAUCUUCAUAAUGCACUGCCCCUCAAGGCUUUCCCCAUUAAGUAUCAGUGAAUCCUCAAAAGAAUUGCCCUUUUCAUUGAAUAUAUACUAGCAGAAAGUGUUUUAUGUUAUUUUGCUUUGAGGUAGUGUGUUUUGAAAAUUUAAAAUAAAAA
Messenger RNA from Erythranthe guttata (spotted monkey flower), 1979 nucleotides. Its product is annotated as cytochrome P450 76T24. NCBI's taxonomy places the organism in Eukaryota, Viridiplantae, Streptophyta, Magnoliopsida, Lamiales, Phrymaceae. The record is from RefSeq and is a predicted model, not a curated record. Gene Ontology annotation, molecular function: monooxygenase activity; iron ion binding; heme binding.